AGUCCACGAGAAGCAGCACGAGCGCACCUCCGGUAUCUUUCUGUUGUCCCGUAGGCUCGCGCGGUUUCACACGGUUUGCCUAUACCAGGCAUGGCUGACGGUUGCACCUCAUCAUGGCCGUGCGACAUUACACUCUCGACUUCAGCCUCUCUGCGCCAGCUGACUGCUCCGCGACUGUGCAUGGACUGCAGUCAAUUUUUCAGGAACAAGAAAUGACAGAGACUGUUCACAACACAGAAGGCCAUGGCUACUUGGCAACCUUCAUUGGCAAAAAUGGCAGGUUUGUUGUUCUACGGUGUCACUCCCAUGGGCUGGUGACCCUUGACCUGCAGUGCUACGAGGCAGACAACCUUGGGCAAGUUGACCAUCUGCUGAACGCACUGGAAAAGAAGCUGAAAUCUGUGCUACAUGGGAACAUCAGGACGAUGAAGAGGCUCCCAGCACUGCAGCGCGGGUCGGAGGUGGACCGCUACUGGCCCACAGCCGACGGCAGACUGGUGGAGUAUGACAUCGAUGAGGUCGUGUACGAGGAGGACUCCGCCUAUCAGAACAUCAAAAUCCUACACUCCCGCCAGUUUGGGAACAUCCUCAUCCUCAAUGGAGACGUCAACCUAGCGGAGAGCGACCUGGCGUACACACAGGCAAUCAUGGGGAGCGGGAAGGAGCAAUACGCAGGGAAGGAGGUGCUGAUCCUGGGGGGCGGCGACGGGGGCAUCCUCUUUGAGGCCGUCAAGUUGAAGCCAAAGAUGAUCACCAUGGUAGAGAUUGACCAGCUGGUGAUUGACGGGUGUCGAAAGCACAUGAGGAAGACUUGCGGAAACGUCCUGGACAAUCUGAAGGGAGACUGCUAUGAGGUGUUAGUACAGGACUGUGUCCCUUUGCUGAAGAAGUUUGCCGAAGAAGGGAAGACGUUUGAUUACGUCAUCAAUGACCUCACUGCAGUUCCCAUCUCUACAGCACCAGAAGAAGAUUCCACUUGGGAGUUUCUACGGCUGAUUCUGGACCUGUCAAUCAAAGUUUUGAGACCCAGUGGGAAGUACUUCACACAGGGGAACUGUGUCAACCUGACAGAGGCCCUGAGUCAGUAUGAAGAGCAGCUGGAGAAGCUUAGCAAUCCAGUAGACUUCUCCAAGGAGGUAGUGUGUGUCCCAUCGUACAUGGAGCUGUGGGUUUUCUACACGAUCUGGAAGAAAUAGCAACUUCCUUCUCUCUCAAACCUGAGCUCCUGUCUGCACAAAGGCAAUUGACACGGAAGUGUAGCUGUCCUCUGUGGCACUGAAGAGAAAUACAGCUGUUUUUACUGUCCCUUUUGUGUUGAACUUGCAGAUAUUUUUUAGCUGUUGUUAUUUCAUUGUGUUGAAAGUCAAAAAAAGAAUGUAUUACCUUGUUUGUGAGUUUGGGUUGGGCAGUGUUUUUUGAAUGCCUCCAGAGGGCGCUGGGUGGCAGCAUGGAGUGAAAGCUGCUUGAUACACUGAAGGCUGGAGAGUGACUCAGCAUUUUACACAGAGCAGGCACAGCCAAACUCCUGCUUCUGUGGGUUUGUUUAUACUUCUCAUUUUAGAUUAAAGACAGCAUCCAUAAACCCGGCUUUUUGAUUCCCUUUCAGUUGUGACGGAUUCUUUUGUAGUUUUAACUGUUUUAUUUUUUUUCCUGUAACUUUUGCUUGAAUGUGAUUUGAUUCACGGUGCUUCCUGAGGAUGAUCGGCAGUCGUGAUGCAUUCUGGGAUUACCAGGGAUUCAGGACCUGCACUGCCCCCGCCCAUUAAAGUUGAUGUGUUUAAAUGUGGUUUAAAAGGGAAAUGGGUCCUUUUGCCUUUAGUUUCUUGCUUGUUUUCUUUUUGCCGAACUGUGAAAGCCUAUAAUCAAGCCUAGUGUUCCAUGCUUGGUUUUGUUUUCCCCACAGCUUUUUUUCUCAUUUGAACUCAGUGCAUUUCUGUGAAGUUGUUUGGUGCACAUGCUGAAAAUGCAAGGUUUUACUGUAUGUAGCAUGCACAUACAUACGCAUUUAUGCAUAUUUUCCUUAAUGAG
Molecule: messenger RNA, 2028 nt
Organism: Megalops cyprinoides (Indo-Pacific tarpon)
Lineage: Eukaryota; Metazoa; Chordata; Actinopteri; Elopiformes; Megalopidae
Gene: sms
Product: spermine synthase
Exons: 11
Coding region: 114-1196 (360 amino acids)
Biological process (GO): spermine biosynthetic process
Molecular function (GO): spermine synthase activity
Source: RefSeq, a predicted model, not a curated record